AUGCAGGACCGAGGGAGAAAGGAGGUUGAAACGGCGGCCAUGGAGGAUAGCAUACCUUCCAGCCGAGGGAGAAGCCGAGGUGGCUGCCGAGGAUGCUGCUGCCGACCCAGCAGAGGAUACAGAGGAGAGCGGCGAGGGAGCCGGCCUUUCUUUCCAGGAGGAGAUAGAAGAGAGCGUAGAAGGCGGCGACGACGGAGCCGAAGUUGA
Molecule: messenger RNA, 207 nt
Organism: Spirodela intermedia
Lineage: Eukaryota; Viridiplantae; Streptophyta; Magnoliopsida; Alismatales; Araceae
Source: the annotation of a GenBank genome assembly